GUACGUCAUGACGCCGUGAUAACACUGACACCGAUCGGCAGCUCUAUAUCGGAAUUUCGGCGCCUUAGAAACACAGAGGAGACAAAGGCGCGUUUUAAUUCUGCUCUUUAAGCAUUUCGCUGUUUUCUGCCGUUGGAACACGAGGAGAAUUUUCACCAGAGCGGUAAAUAAUGGCGGUUUUGGGAGGCGCGUGCCGGCUCAUGCAGCUGGUCAGGUCGAGUCCUCCGGUGAGUUUGUGUUUGAGACGGCAGUCGACGGCCGCAGCAGCUGCGUUUGCCACCUCACCCACUCCAGAGACUCAGGAGAACAGAAAACCCAAAACAGGGAUUCUAAUGCUGAACAUGGGCGGCCCGGAGAAACUGGAAGACGUGCACGAUUUCCUCCUGCGGCUCUUCAUGGACACGGACCUCAUGCAGCUUCCUGUGCAGAAUAAACUGGGCCCUUUCAUUGCCAAAAGACGCACUCCAAAGAUCCAAGAGCAGUACAGCAAGAUCGGAGGAGGUUCUCCUAUUAAAGCCUGGACCACCAUGCAGGGAGAAGGAAUGGUCAAACUGCUGGACGAGAUGUGUCCGGAGACCGCUCCUCAUAAGUUUUACAUCGGUUUCCGGUACGUUCAUCCUCUGACUGAGGAGGCCAUCGACCAGAUGGAGAAGGACGGAGUCCAGAGAGCCGUAGCUUUUACGCAGUACCCACAAUACAGCUGCUCCACCACAGGCAGCAGUCUGAACGCCAUCUACAGAUACUACAGCAACCGCAGCGACAGGCCGAAGAUGCGCUGGAGUGUGAUUGACAGGUGGCCGACACACCCACUACUGAUUGAGUGUUUUGCUGAACAUGUUCGUAAUGAGCUGGACAAGUUUCCUGCAGAGAAGAGAGACGACGUGGUGAUUUUGUUCUCAGCUCAUUCUCUGCCGCUGUCUGUGGUGAACAGGGGCGAUCCGUACCCACAGGAAGUUGGUGCUACGGUUCAGAGGGUGAUGGACCGAUUAGGACACUGUAACCCGUACAGACUCGUCUGGCAGUCAAAGGUGGGGCCGAUGCCGUGGCUGGGGCCGCAGACUGAUGAGGUCAUCAAGGGCCUCUGUCAGCGCGGGAAGAAGAACCUGCUGCUGGUGCCCAUCGCUUUCACCAGCGACCACAUCGAAACGCUGCACGAACUCGACAUCGAAUACUCGCAGAUCCUCGGAGAAGAGUGUGGUGUGGAGAACAUCAGACGAGCUGAAUCUCUGAAUGGAAAUCCACUGUUCUUCAGGGCGCUGGCGGAUCUGGUUCAGUCCCAUCUGAAGUCCAACGAGCCGUGUUCCCGUCAGCUCACCCUCCGCUGUCCGCUGUGCGUCAACCCCACCUGCGCUCAGACCAAGGCCUUCUUCGCCAGCCAGAAACCCUGACCUCCGACCUCUCGGCAGCCGUGAACCCGACGGCAGCGCUGGACAGGACCGACGCGGCGGCUCUAGGUUAGCUCGAACCCGUGCGGGUCGGAGGAUGUCGGGGAAGACGGUGAACGAGGGUGAUUUCAGACUGAGACAAAUCAUAAGUGCCGCCCUCAUCGAAAAUAAAUGCACUUUCACCCCGACAUACAUUCCAACCUUAUUUUACACCUGAAAACAUCCGCGUCCUCUUUGCCUUUUUCUGUUUCUUUCUUGGUCUUUCUGUCCAGAUUUUUUCUUGCAUGCGAUUGAGAACGCUUGUGUCUUCCUCCAAAAAAAAUGCAACAGUCAGCGUGGAACAAAUUAACUCAUUUCCAGAUUGCAAACAUCGAAUAAAUAUGGUGCUGAAGUUGUAUGCACAUGCAUUUGUGCAUCAGUUUGGCUUAAAAUGAAUCAUUCACGUUCAUUCGUCUGCUUUCAAACCUGUAUGACUUUUUUUCUUCUGUAAAAAUGUUGUUGAAAAGCUUCAAAACAGACAAAAGUACUCCACGGAAGAAUGAAAGUCAUACAGGUUUGAUGACUGUAGUUCAUUCAUUGCUCAAUCUCCCAUCUGAACUCACAGUGGAGCGUCUUUGACCUCUGACCCCUGCGGUUCCCCUCUCGCGCGUGCGAAUGCGGCCGCGGGUCGUCUGUGCCUACGCUUCGUCUCUUGCUCAGAGCCUUCGAUCUCUCGUGCCUUCAGCAUGUAUUUUAAACGCGCAUUCAGACGUGAUGUGUGUUAUUAGAUUACAAACGUCUUUAGCUUCUCUUGCCAAGGAGUCACAUGAUCUACAAAUGCUAUUGUGUCUUCCAUUUCCUGUACGAGAGUCCUUGUUUAAUGUAAUGUCCUGUUGUUUCUCUCUCUGUCUGUUGUAGUCUGUUCUUUUGAGGGAAAUCUCAAGAAAACCAAGUCCAUGCCAUUUUUUUUCACCUCAAAAUUAAAAUUAUUAAUAAUAAGUAAAUAAAUACAAAUUAAUAACAUUGGAAAAAUUAAAUUAUUAAAUAUAUCAUUUGCAUGAAUAUAUAUAUAUAUAUAUAUAUAUAUAUAUAUAUAUAUAUAUAAAAAACAGAUGGCACAGAAGUCAUGGCACAAUGUACAAAAAAUAUCUACAAAAUUCCUAAAAAUAAGUUUAAUUUUCAUUUUUUAAAUUUUUUUCUGAAUUUUCUAAGGUUUCUAAGACACCUUGAUUUAGCAGAGAAUUAAUGUUCUCAUUUUUCUCUUAAGAUUUUUUUUUUUAAUAUUUCCAUUAAAAUUAAAUGCAUUUACUCUCAUAAUUUCAGAAUAUUAAAUUAAUAUUUUAUGUAUUUCAAUAAUAUAAAUAUAAUUAUAUAAUAAGUAACACUUUACAAUAAGGUGUGAUUUCUUAACAUUAGUUAAUGUAUUAACUAACAUGAACUAACAAUUUAUUACACUAUUUAUUAAUCUUAGUUAAUAUUAGUUAAUAAAAAUAUAUUAGUUCAUUGUUUGUUCAUGUUAGUUCACUGCGCAUUAACUACUGUUAACAAAAACAAGUUUUGAUUUUAAUAAUAUCAAAAUCAGAUUUUAAAAAAAUGUGUAAAAACAACAAAAAAAGGUCCUAAAAAUAAGUUUAAUUUUCUGUAUGCUAAAUUAAUAUUCUCAUUUCUUUAUGUUUUUUGAGAUGAAAUAUGAGCUGGACGUGUUGUUGACGGGUCGGGUGAGAUUCGCCCUCAUAGCUCAUGCUGCUUUGAUUAAGUGCAGAAAGAUUGGCUGUCCCGGGCCCAAUAACCCUCCUCACUGAGCGUGAAUGUGUGUGUGUGUGUGUGUGCGUGUGCGUGCGUGUGUGAUGCUCUGGGGGCCGCAGGAGCCUCUUGGUAAUUGAAAAGUGGAGCGCUGCUGCAGCGGCUCUGUGACCUCUAAUUGAGAGAGAGCAUUGAUUUCUGCUGAGAGAGAAAGAGAGAGAGAGAGAGAGAGAGAUGGAGGAAGGGCCCGAUGCUGCAGAAAGGAGGAAUGAACGAGUGAGUGAUUUUGCUGGGGGAGAGACUGAUCAGAUGGACGAUUGGAACGGACAGAUGUGGUGAAAGACAGACACACAGAGAGAGAAAGACAGGAGGGAGUGCAGAACGAGAAAUUGUGUUUCUUCUCCAUGAACCUUUUUUAACUCCACAGAAUGUGUGGAUUUGGGUCAUUCUACACAACGGGUCCCUAGUGCCCAAAACACUUUCAAAUAUAAUAGUAAAAUAAGUAAUUCAUAGUGAUUUAUAUUUAUUAUUAUUAUUAUUAUUAUUUACUGUUUUCUUUUGUUUUUUUAACACAUUGUGAUGCAUUUUGUAAUGCAUAUACACACACUACCAGUCAAAAGUUUUUGAACAGUAAGAUUUUUAAUGCUUUUAAAGAAUCUCUUCUGCUCACCAAGCCUGCAUUUAUUUGAUCCAAAAUACAGCAAAAGCAGUAAUAUUGUGAAAUAUUUUUACUAUUUAAAAUAACUGCUUUAUAUUUGAAUAUAUUUUAAAAUGUAAUUUAUUUUUGUGAUCAAAGCUGAAUUUUCAGCAUCAUUACUCCAGUCUUCAGUGUCACAUGAUCCUUCAGAAAUCAUUCUAAUAUGCUGAUUUGCUGAUCAGAAAAACAUUUAAUAUUAUUAUUAUUAUUAUUAUUAUCAUUAUCAGUACUUACAACAGCUGAGCACAAUUUUUUCAGGAUUCUUUGAUGAAUAGAAAGAUCCAAAGAUCAGCAUUUAUCUGAUAUAAAUAGCUUUUGCAACAUUAAAAGCUUGGAGUCAGUAUAAUUUUUUUUUUUUUGGGGAAAGACAUUAUAGAAAUUAAUAAUUUGAUUUAGCAAGGAUGCUUUAAAUUUGAUUAAAAAUGAUAAUAGACAUUUAUAAUGUUACAAAAUAAUUUUAUUUUUAGAUAAAUGCUGUUCUUCUGAACGUAAUAUUUAUCAAAGAUACCUGAAAAAAGUUCUACUUAGCUGUUCUCAACAAAAGAAUAAAUAUAAAUUUCUUUUAAAGCAGUAAAUCAGCAUAUUAGAACGAUUUCUGAAGGAUCAUGUGACACUGAAGACUGGAGUAAUGAUGCUAAAAAUUCAGCUUUGAAAUUACAUAAAAUAUAUUCAAAUAGCAAUAAGUUAUUUUAAAUAGUAAAAAUAUUUCACAAAUUAAUUAAAAAAAAUUUUUUUCACUGUUUAUAUUUACUGUUUGUAUAAGCCUACAUUUAUCUGAUCCAAAGUACAGCAAAAGCAGUAAUAUUGUGAAACAUUUUUACUGUUUUAAAUAACUGCUUUAUAUAUUUGAAUAUUUUUUAAAUGUAAUUUAUUUCUGUGAUUUUUGUUUAUUUUUUUAUUUUUUUUUUUUUUUAUAUAAAUACCUUUAUUUAAAUACAGUGAUGAGAAAAAAAAAAAAAAUAUAUAUAUAUAUAUAUAUAUAUAUAAUAUAAGGUAAAAAAAAAAUAAAAUAAAUUGUAUUUAAACACAAACAAAAUGUUAUGUGAUUUUCAUAUAUAGAUAGAUAGAUGUAGCAUCACAAAAUUCAUCAUAAUGUGUCCAAAAUUAAAAAAUGCAAAUUGGAUUUUAUGAUUAUUAUUUAUUUUUAUUUUUUUUUCAUAUUUUCAGUGUUUUCUGGACUGGUCUGUACACUGGAUUUCUUUUCAUUAUUGCAUUUCUGGUCUUUUCUUUCUGUGUUUUGUGGUCUGUUCCACAGAUGUACUUUGAACUUUUUUGCCUUAUUACUUUAGCAAUUACGCAUAUUUUAUUGAAAACUAAAUCUAUGGAUAAAGCAGCACUUUGUCUCUGUUUUCUCUCCAUACUUCGGUACUUUAGAUAUUAGUCCGUAAUCUAUUACAAUUGUGCAUUAACCUUAUUACCUUCAUAUAUGAGAUUAAUAGCCAAUUAUUCCAUAAAUAAAAAAUAUGCCAUUUUGUAGAAAUAUUUCAUUUUUAGUUGUUGACUUUUUAAAGACACAGUUGUUCACGUUUGUGUUUAGAUUUAAAUGCACAUACUAAAAAACACUUGAUUUAUCUGACAGAAUGUUUGAAUCUGAAUUCACACCCGUUUCAUAGAAUGACCCUUUUAAUUGUAAUAAAUCGAAUCGGUUUGAUUUGAUUUUGUGGGUCCGUCAUGUGAUUUCCACCAGAUUUGAUUCUGGAUUGAGCUGCAGAAACGCACAAAAUCUGUCUCACUGCUGUUUGUCGUCUGAUCGCGUCAUUUCAGACCAAAAUCUGAAGUAAAUGGGAAACAACAUUUUACAUAAAUAAACAGUAAGCUUUCAUUAUUGUCAUGACAGUAAAGCACAUUUUCCUCUAGAUUAUCGUUACUUUUAUGCCAAAAAAUAAAGGACUUAGUGCUGCAACAUAUUAGUGUUAGUUGUCAUGAAAGUAAUGUCAAAAUGCAAAAUAAGUUUGAUUUCUUCAUGCAAAAUGUCCUAUUUUUCAUUUUUACCUUUGAUUUCGGGGUGAAAUGAAACCCAGACGUGUUCUUUGUGAUGAAUCUGACUGAUCAAUGUGUUUUUCUGCUUGUUUUGAUGCUCAUCUGCCUUAUGAAUCAUUCUCUUCACGUUUCACACUGAAAACACAGACUCUUUAUUAUUAAAUCAGAAAGCCACUUCAAUGCUUCCAACAAAGACUUGCCCAGAACAUCAUCAAGUGUCAUUUAUAACAGGUUUUAACUGAAACUGAGUGAUGUGUAAGCGCACAAAUCUCCAUGUAGUUCUUUUGUUUUGUAAUUGUAAACAUCAUAUUUGAGAGUCUGGGCUUCAGAAAUGCGCUCGGACUGGUUUGAUUAUGUAGAUCAUGUGGAUGUAAUCGUGCAGCUGUCUGAAUUUAUUCAAUAUGUAGUUUUAAACACUGAAGGCAGGUGAAUGAUUCAUGUACAUAUCAAGAUGAUCAGUGCGUCUGUGAUUAUGGGAAAUAAAUAUAAUUGUUGCAAAUUCA
This is a messenger RNA of Labeo rohita (rohu), 6287 nucleotides long. RefSeq names its product ferrochelatase (gene fech). Lineage: Eukaryota; Metazoa; Chordata; Actinopteri; Cypriniformes; Cyprinidae. Gene Ontology annotation, biological process: heme biosynthetic process. Gene Ontology annotation, molecular function: protoporphyrin ferrochelatase activity. Bases 171 to 1388 code for a protein of 405 amino acids. The transcript has 11 exons. The record is from RefSeq and is a predicted model, not a curated record.